AUGGUCAUGCCUACCGGCUUGACAUGGAUAGUUUUGAUCUUGCUCACUAUCGUUGCGUCGCAGGCAGCAAAUCCCUCCCAUCUCGUUCGAAAUCUUCCCGGACAGCCACAAGUCCAAUUCAAGCAGUACGCUGGCCACUUGGUUGUGAAUGCGUCGGCGCAAAGAGCGUACUUUUACUGGUUCUUUGAGGCCGAUCACCAGAAUCAAACAUCGCAACCAUUAGCUCUGUGGCUUUCAGGAGGGCCUGGUUGUUCUUCCGUUGGAGCUGGAGCUUUCGGAGAGAUCGGACCUUUCUCCGUCGAUAUUAGUGGUACUAAACUGGAGAAACGCCGCAAUGCAUGGAACAAAGCCUCCGAUAAUCUCCAGUUCCUGCUUGAGUGGUUUAGAAACUUUCCAGAGUACUCGAAGAACGAGUUUUACUUGUUGGGGGAGAGCUACUCCGGUCACUAUAUCCCGACUCUGGCUAUGAAAAUCUUGGAGAACAACGCUAAUGGUAAGAACAUCAUCAACCUGAAAGGAUUUUCGGUAAGAUACUGUGAAAUGGACGACAGAAAAGAGCAAGGAAGUAACCCUUUUUUACCGCAGCUAGGAAAUGCCUGGACUGAUCCUGCUCAUGACAUGCGAGGCGAUGUUGAAUUUUACUACAGUCACUCACUCAUUCCAGAGCAGACUUACAACGAGCUGAUCCAAAACUGCGAUUUUUCCACCAUGCGCCCAAUCCUCGGAGGUUCCAUGAAUCCAAACUGUCAAGGAGCUUCGGCCAUCACGAACCGCUUGAUAAGUGGACUUAGUCACUACAAUAUAUACAAACCUCCGUGUAAAAACGGGUCGUCUAUCACGCUCGAAGGCAUCAGAGUAUUACCAGGCAUCCGAUAUAAUUGUGUCCAUGCUACCGCUCUACAAAUCCUUGAUCCAGAAAAAACUUCGAAUCUGGAUAUACAGGUACUUUGCAAAAGCUUACCAUUUUGGUUUUUCACCUCUCCUCGCAGUGGUGAUGCCGAUGGAGUGGUAUCAACACUCUCAACGAGAAGCUGGAUCAAAGAGCUGAAUCUGACCUCGCAAACGCCAUGGUUUGUAAUUUCGCAGGUUGCUGGCUGGUCGCAAGCUUACAAUGGAUUGACAUUCUUGACGGUGCUCGGAGCCGGUCAUAUGGUGCCCCUAGACAAACCACAGCAAGCUUUGUCCUUGUUUGAGCAUUUCCUCAAAGGAAAAGUGCCACCAAGCUUUGCCAAUUGA
Selaginella moellendorffii is the source of this 1236-nucleotide messenger RNA. Its product is annotated as serine carboxypeptidase-like 25. The transcript is spliced from 6 exons. Gene Ontology annotation, biological process: proteolysis. Gene Ontology annotation, molecular function: serine-type carboxypeptidase activity. Bases 1 to 1236 code for a protein of 411 amino acids. The record is from RefSeq and is a predicted model, not a curated record. Lineage: Eukaryota; Viridiplantae; Streptophyta; Lycopodiopsida; Selaginellales; Selaginellaceae.